AAUGACUAGCUCCUUUCAGACCUCCUGGGUAUCCGGCUCCUACGACUAAAGUUCUUUCCAUUGCAUCUUGGGAGAUGGGGGCGUCAGCCCCGGCGCCUGGCGGGACUUGUAGUCCUUUCCCUCCCCCGCCUUCCCAACUCCCCCACCUCCGAGGCCGCCGUCGCUUCAUCUUUCCCAGCAAGCCCCGCGAGAGUGCCGGCAAUCGAUUGGCUGUAGCGGGAGAAGGCGGCUCGGCCGGCAGCGGUUGCCCAGGGUUUCCGGUGCGAGGCCGGAGCGGGCGAAGCUGUCGGAACGUCGGCAGUGAGGUUCGUGUAGCGGUCUGGGGGAACGAGGCGACCAGAGGGUCUGUGGGCCUGAACGCUCUCGGCCAGUGGUGGGACUCACGCCCAUUCCGCGCGAGGACUCAGGCCAGGCGGGGAUCCGCGCCCAGCCUAACACCGCAGACCACAAUGAAGAACCAAGACAAAAAGAAUGGGGCUGCCAAGCAGUCGGGCAACACUUCCAAUGCAAAAAGCAACCCGGGGCAAGCGGAAGCAGGACCAGAGGGAGCCCAGGGGCGGCCCAGCCAGUCGGCUCCUGCGACAGAAACCGAAGGUUCUUCCAGCCAGGCUCCGGGGAAGACUGAGGGAGCACAAGCCAAAACUGCUCAGUCUGGGGCCCUCCGAGAUGUCUCUGAGGAGCUGAGCCGCCAGCUGGAAGACAUCCUGAGUACAUAUUGUGUAGACAACAAUCAGGGGGGCCCAGGUGAGGAUGGGGCACAAGGUGAGCCUGCUGAACCCGAAGAUGCAGACAAGUCCCGGACCUAUGCCUCGAGGAAUGGGGAGCCUGAGCCAGAGACCCCAGUAGUCAAUGGUGAGAAGGAGACCUCUAAAGGGGAGCCGGGCACAGAUGAGAUCCGAGCAAGUGACGAGGUCGGAGACCGAGAUCACCGAAGGCCACAGGAGAAGAAGAAAGCCAAGGGUCUGGGGAAGGAGAUCACGUUGCUGAUGCAGACACUGAACACGCUGAGCACCCCAGAGGAGAAGCUGGCAGCUCUGUGCAAGAAGUAUGCUGAACUGCUGGAGGAGCAUCGGAACUCCCAGAAGCAGAUGAAGCUGCUACAGAAGAAGCAGAGCCAGCUGGUGCAGGAGAAGGACCACCUGCGUGGGGAGCACAGCAAGGCCGUGCUGGCCCGCAGCAAGCUGGAGAGCCUGUGCCGCGAGCUGCAGCGCCACAACCGCUCCCUCAAGGAAGAAGGUGUGCAGCGGGCCCGGGAAGAAGAGGAGAAACGCAAGGAGGUGACCUCACACUUCCAGGUGACACUCAAUGACAUCCAGCUGCAGAUGGAGCAGCACAAUGAGCGCAAUUCCAAGCUCCGCCAGGAGAACAUGGAGCUGGCCGAGAGGCUCAAGAAGCUGAUCGAGCAGUAUGAACUGCGGGAGGAGCACAUCGACAAAGUCUUCAAACACAAGGACCUGCAGCAGCAGCUGGUGGACGCCAAGCUCCAGCAGGCCCAGGAGAUGCUGAAGGAGGCCGAGGAGAGGCACCAGCGGGAGAAGGAUUUUCUCCUCAAAGAGGCGGUGGAAUCCCAGAGGAUGUGUGAGCUGAUGAAGCAGCAGGAGACCCACCUGAAGCAGCAGCUUGCCCUGUACACGGAGAAGUUUGAAGAGUUCCAGAAUACUCUUUCCAAAAGCAGUGAGGUGUUCACCACAUUCAAGCAGGAGAUGGAAAAGAUGACUAAGAAGAUCAAGAAGCUGGAGAAAGAAACCACCAUGUAUCGGUCCCGGUGGGAGAGCAGCAACAAGGCCCUGCUUGAGAUGGCCGAGGAGAAAACACUCCGGGACAAGGAGCUGGAGGGCCUGCAGGUAAAAAUCCAGAGGCUGGAGAAGCUGUGCCGGGCGCUGCAGACAGAACGCAAUGACCUGAACAAAAGGGUACAGGACCUGAGUGCUGGUGGCCAGGGCUCCCUCACUGAUGGUGGCCCUGAGCAAAGGCCAGAGGCUCCAGCUGCCUCCAAGGAGCACGGUGGUGAAGGGCCUGGGGCUCAGUCACCUAGCUCCCCAAGGGCCACAGAAGCUCCUUGCUGCCCUGGAGCACCAAGCACAGAAACACUCGGCCAAGCAGGGCGCCAGGAGCCCACCUCCACCACCGCCUAGGGAGCCUGGCACGGGGGGCAUGCUGGGAAGGGAGCAAGCCGCCCAGCCAGGCCUGGCCCAUGCAAGGCUCCCGCCGCCAAGCAGUCCAGUGCUGAGGCCCAGGGUGCUCUGACCUGGCUGGCAUCUGACACUUCGCAGUUUUGGAUUUUGUGGGUCAGUUUUACAUACAUACGGCAUAUGUGCAAGGCCUCCUACAUUUCUAUCUGUAAGUGUAAAGUGGGCUUGCACUGGAGGUGGGGGUGUGUACAGGUGAAGUCACUGGCUCUUCUAGGAGCUCGAGAGUCUUAAAAAAGAGCUGUCACCUGUAGCUGCUGUCACAGUGAGCUGGCAGGACAAGUGACUUGAGCAUUCCCCUGCCUGAUUUGAGGCUUAGACCCCUCCCUAGACCUGCCCUUCAGGGCUCGUGACAAGUGACACACUCAGGCCUUGACCGUGUUUCCCUUGUUAGCCGGGCUUGGGCAGUCCUGGCUCUCCUAGCUCCCCUGGAAGUUCCUUUGCUUCUCAACCUGGAGAAGGGGUCCCCGGGCAGAGCCCUGGCAGGGCCCGCACAGCCAGGGAUCCAGCUGCUGUCCUGCCUCGGACGGGGGACCAGGGGAAAGUUGCUGUGGGCUGGUACACUGUUAGGGAGCCCCCGGGCACCGCUUCCCCUGCCCUCAGGUGGUGCCAGGACCAGGCCAGUGAUGCUUCUCAGUAGCCUUAUCAUUCACAGGUGCCUCUCUAGCCUGCACAAAUGAUUGACAAGAGAUCACCCAAAGGAUGCUUUCUGAAGGUUUUUGUUUUUUGUUUUUUUGUUUUGCACAUGACAGUGUGUGUGUUGAUCUGAGGGAGGAGGAGGGGUCCUGGAGCAGUUGGGUCUCCAGUGCCACCACCCUCACCAUCCGACCUGGUACCUUUGCCAUGUUGGUGCUGAGGUUUCCUGUUUGGUGAAACCAGAUUGUUUGUGGUAGGAGAAAGGAAAGGGCAUCUAAUGGUUUUGCCACAAGCUUGCCUUUGUGUUUCAAUCCUGGGAGGCCACAGCUGAUUCCCAUCACUACUGUCUCCAUGUGGAAGUUGCUGGGCCCCGUGCCCAACUGUCCCUUUGGCUUUUAUGAAUCUGUUUCUGCUUCUGACCCCAUCCCUAAUGUGCAAUCCUUGAGAUUUGCCCUGGUUCCAUUGCCCAAGGAAUAAGAGCUGAAGUAUGUCCCCCUUGACAUUCCACCUCCCAGCUCUUGUCUGAUAGCUAAGGGAUAGAGUGAGACUUGACAGCUGAGCCUCAGAAAUCCACAGGUGGCUGCAAAUAUUUGUGUCUGGUCCCUGCCCCCCAAACUUGCUACUCUAGACUGAAAGUUCUGCUGGUUGCACACUUGCCAGGGCACUAGCCGGUCUGUGCAGAGCAAUUUUCUGGAACAACAGAACGAGUCUCAGACCCAGAGGCUGGGCUCUGCUGGGCUUGAGGUUCUAGAUCCCACCUCUAGCCAGGCUUUGGCUUCGGUGCAGCUGAGGGAGGCACAGGGUCAUAGAGCUUUUUUUGCUGGAUUUCCUUAAAGCUGGUUCAUUAUCCUUCAGGCCCCUUCAUCUUGCACGACCAGCUCACUCUCCACACCUUUUACUUCAGUCCAUCACAUAAAUAGGUUCAUGAAGAGUGUUAAGUACUCCUGAAUCAUGUUAUGACCUCGAACAGAGAUGGCAAAUGAAUGGCACACCAUUGUCCCUCUGCCCCCCAUGGCAGAUACCACUAAUUGGCCUAGAGUGUUUUCCACUAACCUCUGGAAUAUCCUCAUUAACCAAGAUUCCCCCAGCAGCCAGUAGAAGUGUUGAGACUUACUUGCCAUCCCUGGCUGAGCUUCUUCCCUCCUGUGGAGAAAUGUUCCUGAGAUCUUUCCCUCUGAAAUUCCUGUGUCUGGAAUGGUCCCUGGAUAUGCCUUUUCCUGCCCCAAUAAGGCCUUCUUCCAAUAAUGCCUGUGUCAGGCUGAGACACACAAGAACUGUCAACCCCAUACAGGGUUUGCUGGGUUCUGGAAGCACAGGGAAGAGGCAGAAGCUUCUGCCCGCCUGCUUUAAAUAGCAGGAGGCCUGCAGUAGCCCAUGUGAUUGCCUCCCUUGCUUCAGCUACCUCGUAGAGCCUAUGGGG
This is a messenger RNA of Panthera uncia (snow leopard), 4245 nucleotides long. RefSeq names its product taxilin alpha (gene TXLNA). The record is from RefSeq and is a predicted model, not a curated record. Lineage: Eukaryota; Metazoa; Chordata; Mammalia; Carnivora; Felidae. The transcript has 11 exons. Gene Ontology annotation, molecular function: syntaxin binding. The coding region runs from base 75 to 2135 and encodes 686 amino acids.